Messenger RNA from Paramecium sonneborni, 769 nucleotides. The record is from the annotation of a GenBank genome assembly. NCBI's taxonomy places the organism in Eukaryota, Ciliophora, Oligohymenophorea, Peniculida, Parameciidae.
CAGAAUUAAAGACAAUCAGAUGUUAGGAGGUCUUUACGGUUUAAAUUUUAAGUAGCAUUCUUACCUUUUUUUAUGUUUGAUAAUACCUACUAUAAUUACAGGAAUUGGGCUAUUUUAUAUAGAUGAAGCUCUUACUACACUGUGUGUUUUGUAAUUUUUGUAUGUAGUGAUACCAGUUAUUUAUAUCAAAUUUUUAAGCAAAGAGCAGGAAUUAAGAGGUACUGAAAAUGAUAGAAAAAAUAGUCUAUUUCAUAAAUGAGUUAGAAGGUAGAUAAGAACAGAUAAAGAGAGGAUUUUCAUUAUUUAGGAGUGCAUUUGGUAUGGUGUUAUUAUCGUUAAUUUUCACAUAUUAUUGGGAAGAAGAAAUUAUGGAUUACUUGAGAAUUCCUCUAUUAGAACAUCCUGUAUAUAUUGCAGUAUUUAUGUUGAUAUUGACAAUAUGCAACCCAUUUAUGGAGGAAUGGUAUUGGUAAUUAAUAAAUAAUAAAUCAGGCGAUUGUUCUUAAUGAAAACUUACAAAGAGAGCGAGAAGUAUAGAUUUUUAAUAAAUCUAUUUUAUGCAUUGUUCCAUUUCAUAAUAUUAAUGAAGAUAUUUAAAUAAGAUUGGGAAUUUGCCAUAGGGUUUUCCACAUAUUUUAUGUCGAUUGGGGGAUCAUUUGAACAUAUCAGAGAAAAGUAUGGAUUCAUAACUUGUCUGAUGGCUCAUUAUGGGAUGACAUUGGCUGCAUCACUAGCUUUAUUAGUUGUAUAUAAAUCAUAAUUGUAAUGA